AUGGCAGAAGCCCGAAGCGGUCAGAGCUACGCUGUUCGCCCGAGUGAAGCGAGCUCUCCUGCGGCUACCGGAGGCGCUUCUCUCCCGCCCGUGCAUUCAGGUUCCGCGGCUGCAGUGUCUCCCGGGCUCAGCAUGACCGCCGCGGCGCAGACGCAGGAGCUCUUCCGGUGCGCGGACGCCGUGUGCUUUGACGUCGACAGCACCGUGAUCCGCGAGGAGGGCAUCGACGAGCUCGCCAAGUUCUGCGGAGUCGGAGACGCGGUGACGGAGAUGACUCUGAAGGCCAUGGGCGGCUCCGUCUCAUUCCACACAGCUCUGAGUGAGCGUCUGUCCAUCAUCAAGUGCUCGAGGGAACAAGUCAACAAGCUGAUCACUGACCACCCGCCUCAGCUGACGCCAGGGAUCAAGGAGCUGGUGGAGAAGCUUCAUCAGCGUAGCGUGAAGGUGUUCCUCGUCUCCGGUGGGUUCCGCUGCAUCGUUGAACACGUGGCGUCGCAGCUCAGCAUCCCGCUCCAUCACGUCUACGCAAACCGCCUCAAGUUCUUCUUCAACGGAGAGUACGCUGGCUUCGACGAGUCUCAGCCCACAGCACAGUCCGGCGGGAAGAGCCGGGUCAUCAGCAUGCUGCAGGAGGAGUACGGCUUCAGAAACAUCGUGAUGAUUGGAGACGGAGCCACGGACCUGGAGGCCUGUCCUCCUGCGAGCGCCUUCAUUGGGUUUGGUGGGAACGUGGUGCGGCAGCAGGUGAAGGAGAAGUCCUCGUGGUACGUCUCCAGCUUCGGAGAGCUGCUUAAAGAGCUGGAGAAGAUCUAGAGAGGACUGACUGGAGUUUAGCAUACUCUGUGCUCAUGCACUAGCUUUGUGCCUUUCCUAGUUUCACCUAAUGCACAAUUUUUAAUGGUCGUAUGUCUUUAGAGUUUAUUAUUGAAACGAUUGUUUAUAUAGAAGAUGAUGCAAACCAGCAGAGGUCUGCUGUACUGUACAGUGAGCAUUUUAACUGAUGAAACUUGACUCAUGUUUGGAUGUCAGACUUCGAGAGAACACUGUAUCAUGACUGUUUCUGAGCUAACAACUGUCUACUUCAGUAUGCAUAUUUGAAAAAGAGCAUUUUUAAUAUUGGUCAAGAGAGAAUAAACAAGUAACAGCUGUUGCGUGUCUUUUAUCGGUGUAAACAUGACACAGUGUGGUAGAUUUAUGAUUUAUUGAUUACAGUAUUGUUUGCUGUUAAAGCCCCGUCAGAUCAGCGUACAGUAGCCCGAGCAUGCUGCGAUCACACAAACUAGAUCAGAUCAGAACAGCUUCAUCCACAACACAAAAACAUGUCUAUGUAGAAACAGAAUGUAAAAUAAAAUACAGCAACUAAAAAAAAAAACAUAAUUUGCACACAACCCGUCCCCGAUGAGGCUUGUCCCGCUCCAGCUGCACAGAUUUGCUUAAACAAGGGCUGUUUAGUAACCAACAGUGUAUUUAGAUUUCAUCUGGUUAAUAACUGAUCUGAAUAUGUAGGAUGGAUUCUGCUGUAGGUUAUUAAAACAUGAAACAGUCUCCAUGUGGGGGUUUAUAUUUACAGCUUAUAAAUAUGCAAUAAAUAC
This is a messenger RNA of Sinocyclocheilus rhinocerous, 1592 nucleotides long. RefSeq names its product phosphoserine phosphatase (gene psph). The record is from RefSeq and is a predicted model, not a curated record. The coding region runs from base 1 to 813 and encodes 270 amino acids. Gene Ontology annotation, biological process: L-serine biosynthetic process; dephosphorylation. Lineage: Eukaryota; Metazoa; Chordata; Actinopteri; Cypriniformes; Cyprinidae. The transcript is spliced from 6 exons. Gene Ontology annotation, molecular function: L-phosphoserine phosphatase activity; magnesium ion binding. Gene Ontology annotation, cellular component: cytoplasm.